This is a messenger RNA of Alosa sapidissima (American shad), 2663 nucleotides long. RefSeq names its product leucine-rich repeats and WD repeat domain containing 1 (gene lrwd1). Gene Ontology annotation, biological process: establishment of protein localization to chromatin; chromatin organization. The transcript is spliced from 16 exons. Bases 135 to 2324 code for a protein of 729 amino acids. Gene Ontology annotation, cellular component: nuclear origin of replication recognition complex. Gene Ontology annotation, molecular function: protein binding; chromatin binding. NCBI's taxonomy places the organism in Eukaryota, Metazoa, Chordata, Actinopteri, Clupeiformes, Clupeidae. The record is from RefSeq and is a predicted model, not a curated record.
CAAAAUGGCGAAAAGGUAAUAUCAUAUACUUCCGGGGUCAAAGGUUACACGGUUUUCCCGGGAAAUUUCGUGCAUGCUGCUCUGUCUGCAGUCAGCAUUGUACUGGUAACAACAUUGUCAUUCAGCUGCCAGCCAUGGAAAAAGUAACAGAGAAAGUUCUCCUAGAAAAAGCUACUCCCAAAGUAACACAACUUGAACAGAUAAAAAACCUAAAUCUGUCGCGACUUGGAUUAAAAGACAAAGAUUUGCCAGUGCAUCUUCUGUCGAGGCUCACCAGUUUGGAGAAGCUGGACCUCUCUGGGAACAUGUUGCUGGGGAUGCCCGCGGGGCUCUCUCUUCCCUCCUUGCGAGUUCUGGACUGCUCCAACAAUGACAUGGAGGAUAUCGCCUCUCUUCGGUCCUUAACAGCAUUGGAAGAGCUUAGUCUUGAGGACAACUUGUACCUCACUCUGAAUGAUCAGCAUAAGGCCAUAUUCCUCCUGCCCAAGCUGAGAAUUUUCAAUGGAAAAGACAUCGGCCCAAUGGCUAAUCAUAUCCGGCAUGUCACCAGCGGGAUCCUAAUGAAAAGAGUUGUUGAAAUCUGGGAGGGAAGUUUUAAACUUCCUAAUCCACCAACCACGGAGAGUCUGGCCAAAGUUGAGAAAAAUUUUAUCAACGAUGCCUGCUUUCGAGUCAAAUAUGGCCCCAGCUCUUUGAGUCUUUACACAAAAUGGAGGGUUGAGAUGAUUGCAAGAGAAUACUUCCACUCACUCAUUCCAACAAACGUUAAGGAUACCCAACUCAACAAGGACACUCAAAACAGACCCACUGAUACCAAGGAGAAGGUUAUUCUCACACCAGUUAAGAGAAAGACGACAGAUGUUGAAGCUGAGAGCCAAAUACGAUGUACCCCAAAGAGAGUUAGAUUGUCUGCUCAAACUCCCACAAAGGACAGUCCCCGAAAAUCCAGCCGGCUUCAGAACACCCCUCAGAAGGCUGAGAAUGCCCCAGCCAGUCCUCUCCAAAGUACUGUGAGGAACUUGGCCACUCCAACAAAGCAGCAGAGGUGUAGCGCGAAGGAGAGCGUGAAACCGACCACCCCACAAAAGAGGCAGACAAGAACCCAUUCUAAGAUGGAGACUGACACCCCUCAGGAAACCAUCAAAACCAUCUCUGAGGAACCGGUGUGUCUGCAGCCCCUACACGUCCUGCAGUGCCACAGCAGACAGGACAACCACAACGACUUCAAAACCCAGCUCUGGGCCUGUGCCUUCGAACCUGCGGCAAACAAGAGUGAUGGCGCUAACCUGGAGAGCACGGUAGCCACCUGUGGAGGCGAGUCUGUGUGUGUGAUUGACUGUGAGACGGGCAGUGUACUGAAGAAAUAUAAAGUCCCUGGCGAGGAGUUCUUCUCUCUGGCGUGGUCAACAUUGCUGAUGUCUUUGAAGAAUAGCGUGCCACGCCACUGCAGCAUUUUGGCUGCCGCCGGGAAAAGGGGUGUGGUGAAACUAAUUCACCCGAGGGCCAACUUGGCGUUUGGAGAGUUCCGGGCGAGCCGACGAGCCAUCUCUAUCAUCCGCUUCAGCCCCCAACAGAGUAGCUACCUUUUCACUGGGGCAUAUGAUGGCAAAAUCUCUAUGUGGGACAUCGGUGGCAUAGACUCCGAUUACAAUUUUAAAGUCAGUCAGCUCUUGGUCCUAGAGGCCUCCUCCACGCCACUGCACCUCGCCCUGCCUGCAUCUUCUGCAGAUAAACAUCUCGUUGCAGCCUGUGAUGACGGUCUACAGUGCUUCAACAUUCAGCUCAAUACAAAUGUACAAAAAAGGACAAUGCAGAUGGAGAUCACAUUUCCUGUUUAUGAGAAGAAGGACAAAACAAACAACUUCCGUACAAUUGAUGGUUUCUGUUUCCUGUCAGAUGAUGUUGUGGCCUCCAAAAGCCACAUGCAAGGCUCCAUCUAUCUCUGGAGCUGGAGCAGAACUCUGGCUUCGUCCUCUGGUAGAAAGAAAGUGUCCGCAGCGAUCCUCGCAGAACUGCAGUGGUCUAACACAGAUGUCCCCUACCUAUCACUCAACACCUGUCCCAGUCAUGGUUUUGUAGUGUGCGGUGAUGAGAAGGGAAGACUAUGGACGUACCACUUGACAGAGGAGAUGAAAGCCAAAUUUAAGAGUGGAAAACCUAUUCCCACAACAGAGGUUCUUGAGUGGCCAUCGCCUGUCAGAGCUGGACUUGGUGCGGUGGAGGGCCCUUCAAUUAACUCGGUUGUAAUGAGCCAGGACCUGCGCUACCUGGUUGCUCUCAGUGACAGGAACAUGGUGGUGGUGUGGAAAAGUGUUGUAUCCUGAGAAAUUGGAAGACUUGAUACAGCCUUGAUAACAUCCUCUUACACACACACACACACACACACACACACACACACACACACACGUGUGUCAUAGGCUUUUUCAUCAUUUUUCAGUGGGAAGUUGGACCACAAAGAAUUAAAAUGAAAAAUGAACAACUUUUAAGAACUCGGGGAAAAAGACAUUGGUCUCUAUUCAUGGAGAAAUUGAUCUUGACUAAUGCUGUGUGGUGCAGCAGUUAUAAUUAUACAGCACUAUGUUUGAAUGCAGCUCACAAUGUACAUUGUGUUAAGGAGUGUAUUUGCUCAGAUACACCCAAUAAAAAUGCCAUAUCAUUUUAAU